GUUAAUGUGACAUAUCAUUUUGUAAGAAGCCCAUUGUUGUCCUGCCUACUUGUUGGAAGGCUGUGCUAAUACCUUUACCUGAUGUGUUGUGCUGCUAGAUACGACGUCUGUGCUUGGAGAGCUUGGAUGGAAGACAUAUCCUAUCAACGGGUGGGAUGCCAUCACAGAGAUGGACGAGCACAACCGGCCCAUCCAUACUUUCCAAGUGUGCAAUGUGAUGGAGACCAACCAGAACAAUUGGCUGCGCUCCAACUGGAUUUCACGACAGGCGGCACAAAAGAUCUACGUGGAGCUUCGCUUCACCCUGCGUGAUUGCAACUCCAUCCCUUGGGUAUCUGGCACCUGCAAGGAGACCUUCAACCUCUUCUACCAUGAGACUGAUGAGGCUCACGGUGUCAAAUUCAAGCCCCCACAGUACACCAAGAUCGACACCAUUGCUGCUGAUGAGAGCUUCACUCAGAUGGACCUCGGAGAUCGCAUCCUCAAGCUCAACACUGAAGUGCGUGAGGUGGGACCCAUGACCAGGAAGGGCUUCUAUCUAGCAUUUCAGGACAUUGGAGCCUGCAUUGCGCUUGUUUCAGUGAGGAUUUACUAUAAGAAAUGUCCGUUCACGCUAAGAAACCUGGCCUCAUUUCCGGACACAGUGCCUCGUGUGGACUCCUCCUCUUUGGUUGAAGUGAGGGGGGCUUGUAUUGACCACGCUGAAGAAAGAGACACACCCAAACUGUUCUGUGGAGCUGAUGGAGACUGGCUGGUCCCCCUGGGAAGAUGUGUCUGCAGUGUUGCCUAUGAGGAAUUUGAUGGCUCUUGUUCUGCAUGCCAACCAGGCUUCUUCAAGGCGUAUGCUGGAAACAUCAAGUGUUCAAAGUGCCCGCCGCAUAGUUUCAGCUAUGGAGAAGGGGCUGCUAUCUGCCGCUGUGAGACAGGCUUCUUCAGGGCGGAGAGAGAUCCUCCAUCCAUGGCUUGCACACGCCCUCCAUCUCCUCCCCGCAAUCUGAUGUUUAACCUCAACGACACCUCUCUGAUGCUGGAAUGGUCCCCUCCCAGCGACACCGGGGGUCGCCGGGAUCUUACCUACAACGUCCUGUGCAAACGCUGUGGCCCCGAGCCAGAUCAGUGCCAGUUCUGUGAAGAGGAGCUUCGCUACCUACCACGGCCGUUAGGCCUGACCAAUGCCACAGUCACUGUCAUGGACUUCUCAGCACAUGCCAACUACACCUUUGAGAUCGAGUCCCUGAAUGGUGUGUCAGAUAUGAGUUCCUUCCCUCGCCCGGUCGCCAUCAUCACAGUCAGCACGGAUCAGGGUGGUCCUUCUCUUGUUGGAACUCUGAAGAAGGACUGGGCAUCUCCAAACAGCAUUGCUCUCUCAUGGCAGCAGCCAGAACAAACACCGCAGGUCAUCCUCGACUACGAGAUCAAAUAUUAUGAGAAGGAACAUGAGCAGUUGAGCUAUUCCUCAACACGCACCAAGGCUCCCAGUGUGAUCAUCUCAGGUCUGAAACCAGCCACCUGGUACGUCUUCAGUGUACGCACCCGCUCGCCAGCUGGAUACAGUUCCUACACCCCUAAAUAUGAAUACAAAACUACAGGAGACUCAUCAGACAUUGCUUCUGACCAAGGCCAGGUGUUGGUCAUUGUCACAGCAGCAGUCGGAGGCUUCACCCUCCUCAUCAUCCUCACCCUCUUCUUCCUGAUCACUGGAAGGUGUCAGUGGUACUUUAAGGCCAAGAUGACUUCAGAGGAGAAAAGAAGGACCAAUUAUCAGAAUGGACAUGUCCCUUUCCCUGGAAUAAAGACCUAUGUGGACCCUGACACGUAUGAAGACCCCACACAGGCCGUCCAUGAGUUCACCAAGGAGAUCGACCCCUCCAGGAUCCGCAUCGAGAGGGUGAUCGGAGCCGGUGAGUUUGGAGAGGUGUGCAGCGGACGCCUGAGAACCCCGGGGAAAAAGGAGAUCGCCGUAGCGAUAAAGACCCUGAAGGGCGGCUAUGUGGAACGUCAGAGGCGGGACUUCCUCCGCGAGGCGUCAAUCAUGGGCCAGUUUGACCACCCCAACAUCAUCAGACUGGAAGGGGUGGUCACCAAAAGUAAGCCUGUGAUGAUUGUGGUGGAGUACGUGGAAAAUGGAUCGCUGGACUCCUUCCUGAGGCAACAUGACGGUCACUUCACUGUCAUCCAGUUGGUCGGCAUGCUGCGUGGCAUCGCCUCGGGCAUGAAGUAUCUGUCAGACAUGGGCUAUGUUCAUCGAGACCUGGCAGCCCGAAAUAUCUUGGUCAACAGCAACCUGGUGUGUAAAGUGUCAGAUUUCGGCCUGUCCCGAGUUCUGGAGGAUGACCCGGAGGCUGCUUACACCACCACGGGUGGUAAGAUCCCCAUCCGGUGGACAGCUCCCGAGGCCAUCUCAUACAGGAAGUUCUCCUCAGCAAGCGACGCGUGGAGUUAUGGCAUUGUCAUGUGGGAAGUGAUGUCAUACGGGGAACGGCCAUACUGGGAGAUGUCAAAUCAGGAUGUGAUUCUGUCUAUUGAAGAGGGCUACAGGCUGCCUGCUCCGAUGGGCUGCCCCGUGGCUCUGCACCAACUGAUGCUGCAUUGCUGGCAGAAGGAGAGGAGUCAUCGGCCCAAAUUCACCGAUGUUGUUUCCUUCUUGGACAAACUCAUCCGUAACCCCAGCAGCCUACUGCCACUGGUAGAGGACAUUCGGAGGGUGAAUAUACUGUCUCCGGGGGAGGAAAUGGACUACCCAAUGUUCAUCUCCAUCGGGGACUGGCUGGACUCCAUUAAGAUGAGUCAGUACAAGAGCAAUUUCAUGGCAGCUGGCUACAACACAUUGGAUUCUGUGGCAAGGAUGAGUAUUGAAGAUGUGAGGCGUAUAGGGGUGGAGCUCAUCGGCCACCAGAGGCGGAUCAGCAGCAGCAUACAGACCCUCCGCCUUCAGAUACUGCACGAACAGGAGAAGGGUUUCCAUGUAUGAGGACACACUAUAACACAAGCUGGGAUGGACAGAUAGACGGAUCAGAGGGAAGUGAAGUGUAGACUGCUGGACAGACAGUCUGCAGCCUGUGCCUGAGUCUUAAGGCCUCAUACAGGAGGUCAUUUGACAGACUACCACAGCAGACUUCCCCCCAGUCUCCCUCACAUCCAGUAGUAACAAACUUUUCCUACUAUAUACCCCUUCCCCAGUAUACCUGGCUUUAAAGACUGGCCCAGGCCCUCACUUAGGGGAAUGUAAUGCCUUGUUGCAGCAGCAGUACUUUGUGUGUGGAGCAACAAUAUCUAGAAUUGUAGAUUUGCAAACGUAAUCUACUGAAUCUUUUCUGACUUUUUUUCUUUUCGCUCGGAGUUAUUUGCUCAUGUAGCUGCUAUCGGGUGUGCAAUCUAAAGGUUUAUAGAAAUAAUGUAUCUUCAAUACCUUUUUUUUGGGAGUUUGGAUAAUUUUGUCAUGAAAGUAUUAUUUGCAAUUGCUUUAGUUUACCCUCUCUCCAGAGAAUCUGGUACGCUAAUACUUGAAGAAAGAAGUAGGGAGUAAGAGAUUUCAUGAAUGUUUAAAAAGUGUAUAGACAAUUAAUCGAUAAUUAUUAUAAUAACCUAAUAUCUAUAUAUGUGCAGUCCUGUAUGUGAAAGCCCUAGUAAAUCUGGAUCUUAUUUAAGAUGUUUUUAUUUAAGAUUUUUAUCCAAAUCAGCAAUAUGGUAUUAUGCAGUCACCUCAGUAUCUCAGAGAGAGAUGAAGAAUUGUGCAAUGAGAGAACUCUUGUUGACGUGUAAACAUGAGGCCCACUCCUCAUCCUCCACCUGAUUUUAUUCUCACAUGCUCAGCUUGCAGAACUGGAUCUGUUGCCUUCAGAUGAAUAACCAUACAAGUCUAUUCUGACCAUGUUUAGCAAUCAGUCUACUCACAGCUGUGCGAUAAGCCUGAUUUAUUUUGGAUUGUGAAUGUUAUACAUUGCCUGAAAGUACACAAUCUCCACUGUCUUAACAUAUGAAUGUUCACAGAACUUAGAUAUAGAUAGGAGAGUUUGAAAGGGUCAGGAAGUUCAACCUGGACUUAGAAGGCUUUUCAGAAUUGCUUUCAUAUACAUUCAAUGAUUUUUUUGCCUGCACACACGCUGAUGCAGAGCACUUUUGCAACAGUGUGGAUCUAUGAUGGCUGAGCAGUGUAUUCUCCUUGAUGAAUUUCACAGAGAAAUUCUCCUCUAGCCUGUUCUUAAAUUGUGGCCAUGUGAAGGUUGGGGCAUUAGGGGCAGUAUGGAAAACCCAGUGUACAUAGACGUGAAAUGAAAACUGUUGGAUCCGCAGUAGAUGAUGUCAAGUUGUCCGAUGUUUGCCAUUAAAAUUCAACAUUUUACUUCAUUCGCUAAGUCAGUGGUGAGUAGGCAGUGCUGCAGAAUAUAAGUAGUUAGCAGAGUUGGAAGCAGCAGAAGUAGCUAAAGCCUGGGGAGUUAGAUUUGUGGGGUCAGUGCGGCCCAGCAGGGAAAAGUGAAUGACUUUUAGGACAGCAGAGAGAGAAUGAACAUAAACAGCAGCAUCAUAACACUUCAUGUGUCAUUCAGCAGUAAUAAACACAUGCAUGCACACACACACACACACACACAAAUGAACAUGAACAGAAUGCCUUACAGUCUGAUAACCAUGCAAGAUAGAAACACAUUAAAGUGGUUAAUAAGGACACAGGACCUAGCCAUUACUUCGAGUAUUUUUCCAUAUUUAAGAGAGUGACCACCGCUCUGCAGCUCUUUUUACAAAGUUGGGAUUGUUGAAAAAUGUCAAAGGCCAAUGGGAUCCAGAGAUCUGUGCCUUUGGACUCAGCGUAGUUAUGCAUCCGGGCCUGCAGGAGUAGGAAAAGUGCACGCACACAUCUAAACAUACACAUUUUUGCACACAAACAUGCUCCCGUCACCACCCCUCUACAGAAUAAGGAGAAUAUCAGAUGCUGUUUGUUUAGCAUGUUCUACUGCUGAGCAAUGUUAGAACGUUCUUUUGUACAAAGUACAAGUAUACUUAUAAUUCUUGUAUUUUAUUUUUCUAUAAUU
Molecule: messenger RNA, 5027 nt
Organism: Eleginops maclovinus (Patagonian blennie)
Lineage: Eukaryota; Metazoa; Chordata; Actinopteri; Perciformes; Eleginopidae
Product: ephrin type-A receptor 6-like
Exons: 18
Coding region: 170-2971 (933 amino acids)
Biological process (GO): ephrin receptor signaling pathway; axon guidance; protein phosphorylation
Cellular component (GO): plasma membrane; dendrite
Molecular function (GO): transmembrane-ephrin receptor activity; protein binding; ATP binding
Source: RefSeq, a predicted model, not a curated record